UAGGAAUGGGUAGUGGAGAACAGAAAAGCAUAGUUAAAUGUAAUAUUGGACAUAGUAAGCCGGUAUUUCUGUGUAGUUUGUUUCCUGAUAAGGCAGAGUGUUGUCAACUCAAUUUGGAAUUCGAGGAAUCUGUUGAAGUCGUUUUCUCCGUUAUUGGCCCUCGAGCUGUUCAUCUUACUGGUUACUAUCUGGGCUCUUCUUCCCUUGAUCGUUAUCACAGUGAUGGAUCAGAACCCUAUGGAGAAGAUAUUGCAGACACCGAAACAGAACGUGUCAAGAGUAGUGAAAAAAGUGAGUAUGGCGGUAGUUUUAUUGACGAUGAUGAUGAUCCACAAGUCUUCUCAUCUUCUGAAGAAUCUCCUGCUGGGUUUGGAUCAAAUGAAGAAAUGCGGGGCUUAAAGUUUAAGGGUCGCAUAGGAAAGCGUAGGAGGCUUGGGAAAAAGUACCAGAAAAGUGAAUCUGAUAAUGGAAAUUAUCAGCAAAAGGAUUUCAUCAAUGGUGUUUCUCCUAGGGAACUAUUUGACAGUGAAACUGAAAAUGCAUUGCCUAUUUCCUCACUGUUUUCAGGAAAAUGCGCAUCAAAGAGCGGAAAAGACGAUAUAGGAGGAGAAUCUAGGAAAGAAACUGGUAACCAUAACAAUAAUGAGAUUGAAGAUAAUGCUACCAUGUUAGAAGGAAUUAAUGGUGUUCAACUUGAAUGUAAAUCAGGGAUUAGGAAUGUGGAUAAGCUUGAAGAGCUGGUAAGGGAGGAAAGAUUACCGGAAGCUGAUCAUUGUGUGGUUGAAAAAGUGGUAUUGGAGCAAAAUGACCAAAAUCAAAAGCUGGCCAGUAAUGAGAUAUGUCAAUCUGAUAAUCCGUUGUUGACACCCAGUGAAGUGGGUACUGUCGAUGGAGCUAAGCUAAUUCGGAAAAGAAAGGAACACUUUGAAGACAAUGAUACCAAAGGGGAUGAGGUCUCGAAAAAUGGUUCGAAUUUAAAUUCCGUGAUCGAGGAUGUACUUAUGGAGGAUAAGGAAACCCAAACUCAUGUUAAUGAUAAUCAUUCUAAGAAGAGGAAAAAUAAGAAAAGAUUCAAGGAUGAGGGAGAGCAGGAUGGUACGAAGAUGGAACCACCAGCCCCUGAAAAGGAGCAAUCUGUUGACUUGAAUGACAAGAAUACUAAUGACCAGGAAAUUCAGCUGUCGAAUGGAAUUAUGAUUGAAGAGUUAGAAAAGGGAAAACCAAAUGGGAAAAUAGCUUCUUGGUAA
Messenger RNA from Hibiscus syriacus, 1247 nucleotides. Its product is annotated as peptidyl-prolyl cis-trans isomerase FKBP43-like. Bases 6 to 1247 code for a protein of 413 amino acids. The transcript is spliced from 6 exons. Lineage: Eukaryota; Viridiplantae; Streptophyta; Magnoliopsida; Malvales; Malvaceae. The record is from RefSeq and is a predicted model, not a curated record.